Necator americanus (New World hookworm) is the source of this 540-nucleotide messenger RNA. RefSeq lists its product as uncharacterized. The transcript is spliced from 7 exons. Bases 1 to 540 code for a protein of 179 amino acids. Lineage: Eukaryota; Metazoa; Nematoda; Chromadorea; Rhabditida; Ancylostomatidae. The record is from RefSeq and is a predicted model, not a curated record.
AUGCAGCGUGUUUUACUUAUAAUUCUUGUGGCUGCAUGCAGCGCCAAAGAGGAAGAAAACAUCAAAGAAGAAAUAGCGGCCGGAUACUUCUCUCCACAACAGUCUGACUCCAGCUAUGGAUACGAGCAGGCGACAUAUAAUCCACCGUCCUACCAGCAGCCGUUCUAUCAACCGCAACUUAUGAUGCCGCCGUUUGCGUUGCCAAGUUACGAUGUCGCCUAUUGUUCUGUGCACGCUUCCUUCCCCCUUGUUGGAGCCAGAAGACACCACAGAGAUCGCGAUCAUCGCCAUCAUCACGGACAUCGUCUUCGCAAGUUCGAGCGACAGUCAUGCCGAUAUACUGCCGUUUUCUCGUGGGAAGCAUGUAACAACUGUUGUAAAGUAGCCAGUAGGACUAACGGAAAUGCGCAAACUCGCGAUAUCGUUGGUGCCCUGUUCGUGUUUGAUCCCGAUAUGGAUUUCCGCCGCCACGACGAUGAACCGGAACACAGCAAGAACAAGGCAGUUCAAUGCGUAUGCUGCGCACCCAAGAGGUUUUAA